AUGUAUUUGCUGGAUUAUGCCAUGCCCAUAAUACCCAGGUCAAUACCAAUAAUCGCCCCUCGAAAGGGGAUGUCCCCCGAAGCAGAGCGGGAUAGGGCCAUGAGCAAGGAGCAUCACGCGCAACUGGCUGCUGAAAUGAGUUUGAGGUUGAAGAAGGCUGAGACGAAGGCGCUUAAGGAGAAGUUGUCUAAAGUUGAGGUCACCAAAGAGAACAAAGAAUGA
This is a messenger RNA of Pyricularia oryzae 70-15, 222 nucleotides long. RefSeq lists its product as uncharacterized. The record is from RefSeq and is a predicted model, not a curated record. The transcript is spliced from 2 exons. Lineage: Eukaryota; Fungi; Ascomycota; Sordariomycetes; Magnaporthales; Pyriculariaceae. The coding region runs from base 1 to 222 and encodes 73 amino acids.